Neurospora tetrasperma FGSC 2508 is the source of this 463-nucleotide messenger RNA. RefSeq lists its product as uncharacterized. Bases 51 to 275 code for a protein of 74 amino acids. NCBI's taxonomy places the organism in Eukaryota, Fungi, Ascomycota, Sordariomycetes, Sordariales, Sordariaceae. The record is from RefSeq and is a predicted model, not a curated record. The transcript has a single exon.
UCAAAAAGGGUAUCUUGCUAAUCUCUAAGGUAUCUUACUCUUCCCUAACCAUGCGUCGUCUGAUCCUGGCCCAGCGGAAUGGAAGGGUACCGCUGCUAAUUAAAUGCAUGCAAAUACAACCAAGAAUCCUCAUUAUCUCAUGGCUCCCCCAUCCUCUCUCCCUCCCAGCUCAUUUUGUGGUCACCAUUUGCCCAGUGAUCCUAUGUCUAAUGUGUAUUUUUGACCCUCUAUCAAGUCCCAAUAUGCGUGAGCGGUCAAGAUGCUCAGUGGUGUGAACUCAACGCAAACACAAAAAAGGUGUCGGAAUCGCAUGGCCAAAGUUCAUCAUGUGCUCCUUGUCCCAACCAUACCCCCCAACCCGACCCCAUAGCCUCAGGUUUUGUUACUCACAAAGAGAUACGCCCAAAGUGUAAGUGGUGGGGAAUGGCAGUUCGUUUCGAGAUGGUCAUAAGAUAGCCGCAAU